AUGGCUGGGCUAUGGCACCUGGACCAGCCCACCUGCUCCAGACGAACCACCCCGGCAGGAAUAGAUGGAGAAUGUGCCUUCCGCCGGGCCUAUGGGACAGACGAUGGCUGGCUCUUAUGCUCAGAGUGGGUCAAAGUGGCUGUGAAUGUGAGAACAAGCAUUGCAAACCACCUUACUCCUGUCCAGGUGACAGCUGAGCGAGCAACUUGGAUGGUGAGCAGACCUGUGCAUCAGCCUGUGGACCAUCUCUGGGUGACAUGGGCCACAGCCACCCUCCCUGCCGCUCCCCGUUUCCCUCAAAAGCGCAGUGUAGACUUUCCACCAGGGCCACUGGGGCCCUGUGAAUUGCCAUGGUCGGGUUGGGGGUGGGGGCCUGCAAGGACGCACAGAAGAUGUGGUCACAGCACAGCGGACAAUUCCCUGAGCAGGGCUGAGCUGCUUCACAGAAGCUUCCGGGAGCCCCUGACCCUCUGCUCCUUGACUGCCUCGAAAACCCUCCUAAGGAGCGGGUGA
Rangifer tarandus platyrhynchus (Svalbard reindeer) is the source of this 513-nucleotide messenger RNA. The record is from the annotation of a GenBank genome assembly. NCBI's taxonomy places the organism in Eukaryota, Metazoa, Chordata, Mammalia, Artiodactyla, Cervidae.